GCUGGUUGAAUUUGUGUCUAUUUUGUUUGCAGCUCUGAUCCGCUCCGUACAGCCCUAUACAGUCAUUGGUACAGCUCUGAGCAGCGCCAGCCGGACUGGACAGAACAUACCGAAGCCAGUUCUCCGUGAAGAGCGAAUCACCUCGGCGCGUUCGUCACAAAUAUAACCACACAGCCAGAAAGCAGCCUAUUCUCCGUCGAUUCAUGGAAUUAUUGUCAGGUGGCGUAGGUUGCAUUUAUUACCAAUUCAGUUCGAUAGUUGUGGCUUCCACCCAUCCUGCCUGAAGGUCACAAGCGGAGCUGCUCAGCACCGACCGCCGCGCCCCUUCAGGACUUCGUCACCCAGGGACUGCAAGGAAGGGACGAGGGGGCAACGAGCUGCAUUAGAGGAGUGAGGGCAGUCUGAGGGCAACAGGAUCUGAAAAGGAAGACUUGGCUGAUAUAGAGGGAGAAGGUAACCCCAGGACUUAAGAGGGGGGGAGGGGGGAGGAGGGGGGGUUAGGUGCAGCGCUGGACUGCAGGACUGAAGGACUGGAUGCUAGCCUCCGUAGGCCCCAGCAGGUCCCAGCUCCCACAGAGAUGGCCUCCAACUUCAACGACAUCGUCAAGCAGGGAUACGUCCGCAUGCGCAGCAGGAAACUGGGGAUUUACCGUCGCUGCUGGCUGGUGUUUAAGAAGUCGUCCAGUAAAGGACCACGCAGACUGGAGAAGUACACUGAUGAGAAGUCCGCUUACAUCAGAGUCUGUCCUAAGGUGACCGAGAUCAGCAAUGUGAAGAAUGUCACAAGGCUCCCAAGGGACACCAAGCGCCAGGCAGUAGCCAUCGUCUUUACCGAUGACACCUCGCGCAUGUUCACCUGUGAAUCAGAGCUAGAAGCAGAGGAGUGGUUCAAAACCCUGUCAAUCGAAUGCCUGGGGACCCGCCUCAAUGACAUCAGUCUAGGAGAGCCAGACUUGCUGGCAGCAGGUGUUCAGUGUGAACAUACAGAGCGUUUCAAUGUGUUCCUACUGCCCUGUCCUAACCUGGACAUCUAUGGGGAGUGUAUGAUGCAGAUCACCCAUGAGAAUAUCUACCUGUGGGACAUCCACAACCCUCGCACCAAACUGGUCACCUGGCCUCUCUGCUCCCUGCGCCGCUACGGACGAGAUGCCACGCGCUUCACCUUCGAGGCUGGACGGAUGUGUGACAGUGGAGAAGGCCUGUACACAUUCCAGACGCGGGAGGGAGAACAGAUCUACCAGAGAGUCCACUCCUCCACCCUGGCCAUCGCUGAGCAGCACAAGAGAGUUCUGAUGGAGAUGGAGAAGAACAGCAGAUUGUCUAAAGGUUCUGAGACGGGCUCCUACCCCUGUACACCCACGGCCAUCCUGCCCCGCAGUGCCUUUUGGCACCAUAUCACUGGCACUCAGGGGGGCAUGGACCCAGCCCAUGGUGACAUGUUUGGUGGUUCUCAGACUGGCGCUGAUGCAGACCUGCUCUCCACCCGACUGCCCUCAGAGCCACGCCACUCUACCAUGCCCCUGGCACACAGCCAACACUCCCCCGUCCGCUACCCCACCUACCCCAGCCAGUGAUCCCAGGGGUGCAUUGCAGACCCCUAGCCUCCUCCACCACAACCCUACUCUGUACCCGAACACUCCUCCCAUUCUCCUUUCUCUGCAGCGCUCACCUCGACUCCAAGCCCCCUCAUCUACCCUCCAGCCAAUCAGGUUGGGGUGGGGUCAUAGGACCUACCCUAAAGCUGGUAGCUCUGUGAAGCAGGACGUGACAGCGCCUCUAGUCUUCUCUUCAAAUGCUGGUUACCUGAAGGAACUUCAACCUCCAGAAUCCCUCACUGUGGGGUCAAAGUGCAUUGUGUGAGCCGGCAGUGGCAUGUUGCCUCUUAGUGAGCUGACAUUGUGGCAUGGUGCAUCGCUCUCUACUCUGCUGUGGGCAUGGAGGAGGAACAGAGGAGGAUGGGUGUGAGCUGUAAGGAUGUGAUUUAGUGGGUGUCCUCUCUUCUAACCCCUGUGAAAUCAUGUUUUUUUCUGGCGGGUUUCACCUCAACCCCCUUCGCGAAAGACCUCUACUUGUACCUCAUGCCAGCUCUUAGCAAAGUUCAAUGUUACGGGCUCAGGACGUCCCCAUAUAGCUCUUAUUGGGGGUCAGAACAGAAGGACCCCUUCCUACCAUCCAGCUCCAGCAUGAUAAUGAUUGUGGCGCUAGCUCCAACCCAUAACCUCAAUCUGACAGACGCGUAUGUAAGACAACAGUUUCCUCCCAAGAACUGGCCUUGGCUUCCAAGUCUGUGUGUGUGUGGGUGGAAGAGAGACUGUCCCUGGACUACCAUCCAAACAAACACCUGGUCUAAUUCCACAGAGAAACAAUGGACCACUUACUUGUCUUUCAUCUUUCUUUCUUUAAAAAAAAAAAACUUGUAGCAGACAUAGCUGACUUUGCCUUGUAUUCUGUUCUGUCUGAUAAAGAAAAUAGACAUAGAUUUUUCUGGGAGGAUAGAGAGAGGCGAGGGAGGGAGGGAGGGCCACAUGCCUCUGAAGUCAUGACUUCGUUUGUUGUUUUCUCUUGGUUUCCUGCCAUUGGGUUGUGAAGACAUCCAAGGCUGUUCAUAAUGGUAGUGGAACCCUGUCCUCUGUGUGUGUACUGCAUGAAUGGAAUACACAGUUACUGACAUAUGGCCACUUUAAAACCAAUGUUAAGAGAGAAUUUAGACAUGGUAAAUAAUUAACUAGAUUUAAAAAUGUAAAUGUCACAAAGAUGUAGCCACUCCCUCGAACCUCAUCAUUGUUGUGGAGGUCCACGGUCUGAGGGAGACACCACGGACUGUGUCAUAGUGUGGCUCCUCAUUGAGUUUCCUGUCAGGCACAAGAGUAUAAUGAACUAGUGAAGUUGUGAUAAUCAUUAUUAAUGUCCCGUGUUUGUAGUUUCACAGACUUUCUGGUGUGUGGGGUGGGUUACCGCCUGACCAAAAUGGCUCUUGACAUGUUUGCACUUGAAGAUAACAUUUUUUUUUAAAUGUGUUUUGAUAAAUCAGGAGGCAUUGCUCUUAAUUUGGGUCAUGUGAGGGAUAAGCACAGAUCUAGGGCGGGUCCAUAUGUUACCUGCCUCAGAGGACCCUCACAUGGAGUCCUUUUAUUUUAGGGCUGUAGCCUAGAUACUGCUGGUGGGUUAGUUAGUAGAUGACUUGCACAAAGAGAGAAAAACAUGUAUUUAUAGCUGGGAGUACAGUAUAAAACCUGCCCUCUACAGAGUUCUUACAUAAGAUUGGGUUUACAACUAAUAAUACUAAUUAUUUAAACCCAUCUCAACAUUGGCGUAUUUGAUUGACUAUGAACUAAGAUUUUCCAACUGUGUAUUUAUUUGUGACACUUGGAUAUAACCCAGCAAAUGCACCCUGUAGUGAGAUAUAUAUAUAUAUAUACACACACACACACACACACACACACACACACACACACACACACACACACGUUUUAAUGACUUCAACGUAAGUGUAUGUAAACUUCCGACAAUAUACAGUUGAAGUUGGAAGUUUACAUACACUUAGGUUGGAGUAAUUAAAACUCGUUUUUCAACCACUCCACAAAUUUAUUGUAAACAAACUAUAGUUUUGGCAAGUCGGUUAGGACAUCUACUUUGUGCAUGACACAAGUAAUUUUUCCAACAAUUGUUUACAGACAAAUUAUUUAACUUAUAAUUCACUGUAUUAAAAUUCCAGUGGAUCAGAAGUUUACAUACACUAAGUUGACUGUGCCUUUUAAACAGCUUGGAAAAUUCCAGAAAAGGAUGUCAUGGCUUUAGAAGCUUCUGAUAGGCUAAAUGACAUUUGAGUUAAUUGGAGUUGUACCUUUGAAUGUGUUUCAAGGCCUGCCUUCAAACUCAGUGCCUUUUUGCUUGACAUCAUAGAAAAGUCUAAAGAAAUCAGCCAAGACCCCAGAAAAAAAACUGUAGACCUCCACAAGUCUGGUUCAUCCUUGGGAGCAAUUUUCAAAUGAUUGAAGGUACCACUAUUGUACAAACAAUAUUACGCAAGUAUAAACACCAUGGGAGCACGCAGCCGUCAUACCGCUCAGGAAGGAGACGCAUUCUGUCUCCUAGAGAUGAAUGUACUUUGGUGCGAAAAGUGCAAAUCAAUCCCAGAACAACAGCAAAGGACCCUGUGAAGAUGCUGGAGGAAACAGGUACAAAAGUAUCUAUAUCCACAGUAAAAUGAGUCCUAUAUUAACAUAACCUGAAAGGCCGCUCAGCAAGGAAGAAGCCACUGCUCCAAAACCGCCAUAAAAAAAGCCAGACUGGUUUGCAACUGCACAUGGGGACAAAGAUUGUACUUUCUGGUGAAAUGUCCUCUGGUCUGAUGAAACAAUAAUAUAACUAUUUGGCCAUAAUGACCAUCGUUAUGUUUGGAGGAAAAAGGGGGAGGCUUGCAAGCCGAAGAACACCAUGCCAACCGUGAAGCCCGGGGGUGGCAGCAACAUGUUGUGAGGGUGCUUUGCUGCAGGAGGGACUGGUGCACUUCACAAAAUAGAUGGCAUCAUGAGGCAGGAAAAUUGUGGAUAUAUUGAAGCAACAUCUCAAGACAUCAGGCAGGAAGUUAAAGCUUGGUCGCAAAUGGGUCUUCCAAAUGGACAAUCACCCCAAGCAUACUUCCAAAGUUGUGGCAAAAUGGCUUACAGACAACAAAGUCAAGGUAUUUGAGUGGCCAUCACAAAUCCCUGACCUCAAUCCCAUAGAAUAUUUGUGGGCAGAACUGAAAAAGCGUGUGUGAGCAAGGAGGCCUACAAACCUGACUCAGUUACACCAGCUCUGUCAGGAGGAAAGGGCCAAAAUUCACCCAACUUACUGUGGGAAGCUUGUGGACGGCUACCCGAAACGUUUGACCCAAGUUAAACAAUUUAAAGGCAAUGCUACCAAAUACUAAUUUGAGUGUAUGUAAACUUCUGACCCACUGGGAAUGUGAUGAAAUAAAUACAUCUCUCUACUAUUAUUCUGACAUUUCACAUUCUUAAAAUAAAGUGGUGAUCCUAACUGACCAAACACAGGGAAUUUUUACUAGGAUUAUAUGUCAGGAAUUGUGAAAAACUGAGUUUAAUGGUAUUUGGCUAAGGUGUAUGUAAACUUCCGACUUCAUAUAUAUAUAUAUAUAUAUAUAUAUAUAUAUAUCACACACACAGUAUAUCACCACUGUUCAAGUUAUUGUACAUGAAGCUUAUAAAAUGAGGUAAUUUUCGAAUCUCAUUGACAAGGAUGUUUUGGUAGGGACAUUGUGUAAUGCUAUUUAUUUGAGUUGGCCAGAGUGGGACAGUCUGUCUAAGGCUACUUAUUAAAUGCUGGAAUCCAAUAAAACACACAUUUACACUUUCAGUAUUAUUUAUCUCCUGUUAACAUAAAGGGCUAAGCUUUUUGUUGAACAUUAAUCUUUACCCUAUGUAUUGUGUGACUGUAUACAUACAUGAGUUGUUGUUGCUGCCCUCUUGGGCUCUUGUAUAUACAGUACAACUAUUUAUUUCACAUCAUGUAGUCUCUAGAUGUGUGUGUGAGAGCGUGUGAUGUGUAUGUUCUGUGACAGGGAUUAUUUGGGGGACGUUUCUUUGAAAUGCAUGCACUCAACACAUUUUUAUACUGUGUAACGAUGGCAAGAUUGAAAUGUUGGUGGACUUGUUUGUCCAGCUAUGUGGGUGAAGAUUUUCAGAGACGAUUACUCGGCACAGGGAAAUAAAGAUCAAAGAUUCACCUGA
Molecule: messenger RNA, 5732 nt
Organism: Oncorhynchus keta (chum salmon)
Lineage: Eukaryota; Metazoa; Chordata; Actinopteri; Salmoniformes; Salmonidae
Product: docking protein 4-like
Exons: 9
Coding region: 579-1574 (331 amino acids)
Biological process (GO): cell surface receptor protein tyrosine kinase signaling pathway; positive regulation of MAPK cascade
Cellular component (GO): cytoplasm
Source: RefSeq, a predicted model, not a curated record